AUGAGAAGAAAUAUUUUGUGUAUAAAUGAAAAAAUAUGUAAUUUGCUUAAAAGUAGGAAAUUAAAAAAUGAUAUAUCCUAUAAUUUAAAAAAUAAUUUUUCAUCCUAUUCGAAUAAAAAUACUAAUAUAAAAACAUAUAUAUUAUGGAAAAAUAAAAAUGAAAAGGAAUUUUUAAAUAAUUACAAUUUUCUUUUAUUCAUGUCUUUAAUGUGUGCAACAGCAUUUUUAAAUAAAAAAUUUAAAGGUAUGAGAAAUAACUUGGUUACUUGUACUAAUUUAGAAAAAGUAUUCUUAAUAAAAAAAGAUGAAAUAAAAGAUGGGGAAAUGAAAGAAGUAAAAGUUCGUAAUGAAAAAGAUUGUGUAUUAUUAGUGAAUGUUAAUAAUAAUUAUUACUGUUUAGGUCCCAAAUGCCCACAUUAUAGUGCACCAUUAAAGACAGGUGUAUUAACAAGUCAGUACAUUACCUGUCCUUGGCAUGAUGCAAAAUUUGAUAUAAAAACAGGAGAAUGUAUUAAUGGACCUUCUUUUGAUGAUAUUCCUAAGUAUGAAGUUGUUGUUGAAGAUGAUAAAAUUUAUGCAUAUUUACCAGAAAAAUUAGAAAUAUUUAAAGAAAAAAAAAUAUGUUCAUGUAAAGAUACAUGUGAAAAAAAAUCAAUUUUGAUUAUAGGGGGAGGUGCAGCAACUUUAGGUGCAUUAGAAACAUUUUUGAAAUUGGGAUAUAAUGGAAAAUUGAUUAUAUGUAGUAAGGAUUCUUAUAAACCAUAUGAUAGACCAACUUUAUCAAAAAAUUUAUCAAAUUACAGCAAAGGUUCGGAAUUAUAUGAAGAAAUAAAAUUAAAAGAAGAUGAAUAUUAUAAUAAAGAAAAUAUUAGCUAUAUGAAUGAUGUGUGUGUAACAAAAGUUGAUGAAGAAAAUAAAAAAGCAUUUUUAAGUAAUGGAAAAGUAAUAAAUUAUGAUAAAAUUCUUAUAACCAGUGGUGUAGGUCCAUGCCCAUCACCAAUAAAGGAUGUAGAAUCGAAUAACUUACUUACUUUACAUAAUUUAAAUGAUAAUGUGAAAAUUUCAGGAUUUGCAAAAGAAGGAACUAAAUGCGUUAUUAUUGGUUCUUCUUUUAUAGCAUGUGAACUUUCUUCAGCUUUAAAAAAAAAAAAUGUUAAUGUAUCUGUAGUUUCAAAAGAUUCAGUUCCGUUUUACGGAACAUUUGGAGAAAAAAUAGGGAGAAUUGUGCUUGAUAUUUUAAAAGAUAAGAAUAUAAAGUUUUACUCCCAAAUGUAUCCAACCGAGUAUAUAAUUGAUAAAGGAUUUAUGAAAAUAAAAAAUGGAAAAUCAAUUCAUGGUGUCCGAUUAAAUAAUGGUGAAGUUAUUAGUUGUGAUUAUGUUAUUGAAGCUUUAGGGUGCAAACCAAAUUCUGAAUUUUUAGAUGAAAAAUUUAAAGACAAUAAUAAUUUUAUUGUUGUAGAUAAACACUUUAAAGUUAAAAAUUCAAAUGAUAUGUAUGCAGCAGGAGAUGUAUGCGUUUUUCCAUAUUUUGUUACAAAUGAUUUAGUAAAUAUAUGCCAUUGGAAUGUUGCAAUACAGCAGGGGAGAAUAGCAGCCCAUAAUAUGCUUAGUGCAGAAAAAAAAGAGUUUAAUUUUAUGCCUUUUUUUAAUACUAAUAUUUUUGGUAAAAAUUUCCGAUAUUGUGGGUAUGUAAAAAAUUAUGAUAAAAUAAUAUAUGAAGGUGAUUUAAAUAAAUAUAACUUUGUUGGAUAUUUUGUGAAAAAUGAUAAAGUUAUGUCUAUUUUAACUCUUGGUAAUAAUAAAAUGGCAGCUUUGAAUGAGUGUUUAACUAGAAACAUGAUACCAAAAGUUUAUGAACUAGAAGGAGGUUUAAAAAAUAGUGAUAGUAUGAUUGCUUCUCUUAAAAUGUAA
This is a messenger RNA of Plasmodium gallinaceum, 1911 nucleotides long. RefSeq names its product ferrodoxin reductase-like protein, putative. Gene Ontology annotation, cellular component: cytoplasm. Bases 1 to 1911 code for a protein of 636 amino acids. The record is from RefSeq and is a predicted model, not a curated record. The transcript is spliced from 2 exons. Lineage: Eukaryota; Apicomplexa; Aconoidasida; Haemosporida; Plasmodiidae. Gene Ontology annotation, molecular function: oxidoreductase activity, acting on NAD(P)H; 2 iron, 2 sulfur cluster binding; flavin adenine dinucleotide binding.